AUGGACAGCGGAGGCAACAAUACCACAUUAUAUGAAGACGUUGGCUUAUUCCCAACAGAAUAUACACUUCAUAAAGAUAUGAAUCCAGGUGAUAACAUACUGGAGAAUUUGGUGUGGCCAAUUGAAAAAUGUGUAGAAAACUUACUUCGUAAUGGUACACAGCCAGAAAAUAUAACGGAAAUCACAUUAGUUUAUAACGGUACUAAAGUUACGUGUCUAUCACAUGCCCCAAUUUUGACUAAAAGCACAAUAAUUAGGGCAAGUGUUUUAUCAGCAAUGGCAGUUUUAUCUUUUUUUGGCAAUCUGGCUACAAUCGUGAGUAUCCAGCGAGGUAAAAGGAGUCGCGGCAGAGCGAGACCUUCAUGGACAGCAAUAUACAGUUUAAUAUUCCAACUAAGUAUAGCUGACUUACUAGUGACGGUGUUCUGUUUAGCUGGAGAAGCAGCGUGGUCACUAACAGUUGAAUGGUACGGUGGAAAUAUUGGUUGUAAAUUAUUCAAGUUUCUUCAAAUGUUUGCCCUGUAUUUAAGUACUUUUGUGUUAGUACUGAUUGGAGUAGACAGAUGGUUAGCCGUAAAGUAUCCUAUGCAAAGUAUGGCUACAGCUACGAGAAGCAGAAGACUAGUAAUUAUAGCAUGGGUCCUGAGCUUCGUGUUAAGCAUACCACAGAUUAUUAUAUUUAACGUGGUUAGAGGCCCUUUCAUUGAAGAAUUCUCGCAGUGUGUUACUCAUGGGUUCUACACAGAACCUUGGCAGGAACCAACUUACACCACCUUGACAUUUCUUUUCAUGUUUAUUUUACCCCUGGUCAUUCUUGUGUCAACAUACGUGUCUACAGUUAGGACUAUUGCUCACAGUGAAAAAUUAUUCCAGCCCGAAGUGGGAAGACUAGAGAAGAAACACUUUACUCCAGAUAUGAACCGACGCAGAUUAAUAAAUAGAGCUAAAAUGAAGUCUUUAAGAAUGUCAGUAGUCAUUGUAGCUGCCUUCCUCAUUUGGUGGACUCCUUAUUAUGUAAUGAUGAUGAUUUUCAUGUUUUGGAACCCAGAUAAUGAACUUAGUGAGGAACUUCAAAAUGGGAUAUUCUUUUUUGGAAUGUCAAACAGUCUAGUCAACCCCGUGAUUUACGGUGCAUUCCAUUUAUGGCCCAAAAAAAGAGCACACCGACGCAGUGACAGGGAAUCCGGUGGUCUUCACGCAUCACUUCUUCGUCGUGGCAACAACAACACAUCUUCGACGCGUCUGACUACGCGGUCAAUGCGUUCCUCCUCAAAAUAUUCCAAUGGAAAUAACGUUAGUUUGUUAUAA
Arctia plantaginis is the source of this 1308-nucleotide messenger RNA. The record is from the annotation of a GenBank genome assembly. NCBI's taxonomy places the organism in Eukaryota, Metazoa, Arthropoda, Insecta, Lepidoptera, Erebidae.